Porites lobata is the source of this 25358-nucleotide messenger RNA. Lineage: Eukaryota; Metazoa; Cnidaria; Anthozoa; Scleractinia; Poritidae. The record is from the annotation of a GenBank genome assembly.
AUGAGCAAAGUUUGUCUCUUGAACAAAAGAUUUUUUCAUUUCUCUCGCAUCUCGAGAAAGGAAAUGUUUUCACAGAGAUUUAGUCCAACGACAGGCAAAAUGGAGUGGGUUGUCGAAGAUGAAGAUUAUGACAUGCGAGACGAAAUAGCGAGGUGAUCACUCGAUUUGAAGUAUUCACGUGGUGUUUGUAUUACCAUUUGCCUAAUUUUACUUUGCGACUUUUUAUUCCACUCACAGGUCAGCUUAUACAGACAUGCUUCACGAUGAUGAAAGGGUAGGAAAUCAUUAAUGAUCUGCGAUCGUUUGCCAAAGUGUAUUUGCAAAUUUAAACAUAUGACAUGAUACAGUGUAUGUCAAUUUCUCACUCAUAUAGUCUAAUGAUUAAAGCGACAGGAUAUGCAAUGGAAAGUUCUCAGUUAUUUGAUUCAUCUGAUCUGGCUGCCAUUCUGUAUUAGAUUAUUUUCAAGUUUAGGGUUGAUGUAUUUUAAUGAGAGAUUAGAACUGAUGCAUGUGUGAAUGCAGCUAAUUAAUUAAUAGUAUGUAGAAUAUUAAAGAUAAUUAUGAAUGAAUGAGUGAGUUAAUGAAUGAAUGAAAGGAAGGAAGGAAGGAAGAAAAGUGAUUGAGAUUCUCAUUUGCAUACAAGAAUAAUAAUCACCUGUCUUCAUACCCUUCAACAGAUCUUCUUUGCUCUAUGCUCAUAACCUGUACCACAGAUGGAACUGAUCAUGAACUUCUGGUUAACAUGACGGGCUUUGCUCACCAAAAAAAAUUAUGCAAAUUAGGCUAAGGGUAGAUUGAAUCUACCCAUGGCUUAUGAUUAACUGAAACGGGAGAUCACAAUUCGCGCCUUCAUACGACUGAGGUGUUACUUUGGAAUCCUCGGUAAUUACUUUUUUCGCACUUGCCGGCAUCCGAUAACACCCGGCGUGGGAAUCACGAGACGUGUAAAUAAGUCAUUUCUUGACAUAAUAAAAAGGUUUUCCAGAUACGGGCGCGCAUUUGUUGGCUUUACUCGCGUGGAGACACACGUCAACUGUUACUUCUCACGCGAAAUAGUAUUCAAGGCAUAGCUCUACUGUAAAAAAACCCCGCUCUUUAUUGAUCACACAACCAUAAUUAUAGAAGGCGAUAGCAAGAGAAAUAACUAUCACUCGAAUGGGAUAAUCGAAGACCAAGAACCAAACCUUAACGAGAGCGGGGUUUAUAUCUGUUACUAAAGAGAAAUUGAAAAUGAAACAUAAACCCUUUGCCGACUUAGAAAAUAUAACGAGAAGCUAAGGUUUACCACCCGAGAAACAUUUUAAUGACCGCCUAAAUCUAUAUAUUCUUACGGGAGGAAUGAAAUUAUUUGCAAUUAUGUCGAUCAAACAGUAUACUAUCUUCUGUCUAUUACUGUGUAGUCGGCAGGAACAUUACACAAAACGGCGUCAGCAACGAGGUUCGAUGUGAUAAAUUAAAUACAUUUACUUACCUGUGAUAAAUUAAUAUUUACUCAACGAGAAUGAUUUAAUCCCAGAGAAACUACGAUUCCCGAAACAGGAACAUUUGGAAUUCUUGGACAUCAGUGACUACAACCGACUUAUAACAGCUUCAUUUUAAUAGCGACUUGAGACUGACUUGAUUCUAUAAUAAUAAACCGUGAGAUCUAACGCAAAGCUCACAGGGCACGGCGAAGGGAAGGCAACCAGAGGGUUUGAAGUAAUCUCGGGAAGUUAACCCUAAGAUUCUAUUUUGCUAAAAGUAAUGCUUUGAUUUAUUUAACGUACGAUAAUUGACUCGGUUGUGUUUUACAAACACACUUUUUUUUGCAACCCAAGCUUCUUAAUUAAGCCAGAGAAGGGAAUUUUUUGUCGUCGAUUUUCAUUGACAAAAUCAUUUGUAAGAACUAAUAGACAUAUGAGUGUUAUAACUUUUCAUUUGAUGUUUUACAGUACGGAUAGCUCGGUAACAAGCGGCAAGAUAAUUUUUGUUUUUAUAACAUACAUAUAAUUAUUUGUUAUCAUGAUUUUGGUUAAAACAAUUUUGUCACAGUGUGUCGCUGAAAGUUUAUCUCAUUGCCCAAGCAAUAAUUGUAACUAAAGUAAAUUCUAUGUGAAUUUCUGAAAGAAAACUAAAGCAAAUCAGUGUACACUCCAUCACCUGCUGCAAAUUAUAGCCCUGUGUCAAAGAAAAAUAGUUUUAAAUCACUCAAUAAAGAUGUUGAUAAUAAUAGCAAUAAACAAUAAUAAUAAUAAUCCGAAACAGAACCAGUUAGUACAAAAUGAAAAUGAUGAAAAUUAGGUCCUGUCAUCAGAUAACAACCGUCCACAAAUGAACUGACUACCCAAGAGAAACAGAACCAGUUAGUACAAAAUGAAAACUGUGAUGAAAAUUAGGUUCUGUCAUCAGAUAACAACAGCCCAUAAAUGAGCUGACUACCCAAGAGAAACAGAACCAGAAAGUACAAAAUGAAAACUAUGAUGAAAAUUAGGUUCUCUCAUCAGAUAACAACAGUCCACAAAUGAACUGACUACCCAAGAGAAACAGAACCAGUUAGUACAAAAUGAAAAUGAUGAAAAUUAGGUCCUGCCAUCAGAUAACAACAGUCCGUAAAUGAACUGACUACCCAAGAGAAACAGAACCAGUUAGUACAAAAUGAAAACUGUGAUGAAAAUUAGGUCCUGUCAUCAGAUAACAACAGCCCAUAAGUGAACUGACUACCCAAAAGAAACAGAACCAGUUAGUACAAAAUGAAAAUGAUGAAAAUUAGGUCCUGUCAUCAGAUAACAACAGUCCGCAAAUGAACUGACUACCCAAGAGAAACAGAACCAGUUAGUACAAAAUGAAAACUGUGAUGAAAAUUAGGUCCUGUCAUCAGAUAACAACAGCCCAUAAAUGAACUGACUACCCAGGAGAAACAGAACCAGUUAGUACAAAAUGAAAACUGUGAUGAAAAUUAGGUCUUGUCAUCAGACUACCCAAGAGAAACAGUACCAGUUAGUUUAAACUAAUAAUGAUAAAAAUUAGGUUUUGUCAUCAGAUAACAACAGCCCAUAAAUGAACUGACCACCCAAGAGAAACAAAACCAGUUAGUACAAAAUAAUUAUGAUAAAAAUAAGAUUUUGCCAUUAGACAACAAAAGCCCAUAAAUAAACUGACUACCGAAGAGAAACAGAAUAAUAAAGCUAAAUGUUUUCUUUAAAUUGAAGUGACCAGAAAACAGAAAUACCUCACUGUAUUGGGAAUAAUUUGACUAAACACAAACUUACCUCAAGUCUAAUAUCACUAAUAUGUAACUUAGGUCCGUAACAGAAUUUACAAGGCCAUCCGGUGGAAUGAUAUUCUGGCGAAGAAGAUCAGUGAUCAAACGAACGUGGAAGCGACGUACACAGUAGCUGGCAUCAUGUUGAAUUCCACUUCGGCAUAGGCCGAUUUGGUGGGUUCAAGUUCCCGCGUUGCCACGUCUUUCGUCAGGAAAUCUCCUAAAUAUUUCAUUUUUGGAGAAACCCAUCGGCCGGACUCCACAUAUUUCUUUUUUGAGUGCAUGCCAAUGCUUUUGGGGGUUGUAACCCUCAACAGACUCGAAAUGGGAAAUGAAGACUCAUACCGUCGACGGUCGCCUUCACUUCAAAUGGUUUCGAAAUCAAAACCACAGCGCUUUUGAACUUUGAAAGUCUAAGGUAGAAUAUUAAUUAAUUAGUAAGAAUUUAACUCGGUUACAUCGCAUGAUCGCUGCCUGACCCUCAAAAACAAAAAAAAUCGCACAUGUACGCUGCCGUCCAUUCAUUUGAGCGGCACUGGAAACAAGUUUUUGUGGCACUUUGUCACACAUUUCCACAUGAAGUAGGGGUCGCCCCUUCAAAAAUUUUCUCAAAGUGACAAAGGAAAUAUAAAAUGCUUUAAGGUAAUGUCUUUUAAGCCUGGCGUGCCCCGUCCAAAUCACCGGCAGUCCGAUCUGGAUUUGUUUAUGAUGUAAAUCACUUUCUACGGGUAGAUGACGCGAGCUUUUAUUUUUAAGAUACAUUUCGAAUGAUCAAAAUCUUUUUCAUUUUAAACAGAAAGGUCACGCCGCAAUAAAACGGUUGCGUGGGAUGCUGGCUCCUCGCCUCGCCUCGCGCUCAAAUGACGCGUCUCUCGCGGAUACUUGGUGUCUGGUUUACUUAUUAUGUUCCGGUCUUAAUUAAUUUUAUGACACCAAGCAAACACCUUUCUAUCGCGUACCAGGGCAUCAAUUUCCGGCGCCUGCUGAGAUUUUUUUUCUUGAGCAAAGCUCCUCAUGCCGUCUGCAAAAAAGCGCCAAAAUCCUUGUUCUCGGCCCCCACCUGUGUACCAGGAUUUGAGUACACACAAUGAUUGGCCUGUUAAAAAAGCCAUUGUCAAUUUGCCAGUCAGGUUGAAAGGAAAUUUGAAAUUCAUUUUGGAUAAAACCUUUAGACUGUUGGGGGCCAAGAAUUAGCGAACAAGGAUACAUUGUAUAUAUUGGGGUGCUUCACAGACAUUUACUGACUGGGGAUAUAAUAUAUUAUAUAUUAUAUUAUAUUAUAUUAUGUUCUUUGCCCAUACGAGAUUUUGUGAUCUCAGAAAGGCAAUAUAAUUAUUUCAUCCUUAUAAAUAGUACCAAUAUAAAAAGAGAAUAUCCCCUUGACCUUCCUUCAACCAUGACAGAUUGCAUGCUGACCCUGGCUGAACAUUGAAAUGUUGAAUAAUAGUGCUAUCAACCUGGCUACAGUUGUUCAAACUUUGGAUAGAGCAAUUGGCCAGAUAAACCCCUCUCCAGAGGACCCAGGUGCAAGUAUGCUGUAUCAAGUAAACCAAUUGCUUUAUAAAUUGCAUAGAGAAUUAUCCAGUGGCUAGGUUUAUCCACCUUUUGAACAACUGCAGGGCCCAGAUAAAUCACUACCCUGUGGAUAAGUACAGUAUACCAGGGAAUCCUUCAAUCUUGGACAAAAAGUGUUAAGAAUUUUGCACUUUCCUACUCACAGGAGACCCACCCUGCAAAUUUGGCACCAUGGUGACCCCUCCCCUCACCUCUCUCUGGUCAAUGUUAUUUAGCCGGGAGCAAAAAUGUUCCGGCCACACUUCAACUUUGUUUUUUUGAGUGGGAGGGAGAAUUAUCUUGAGUGAACUGGGCUUUAGAGGGAAGUAUUCUAAAAUUAGACACACAAGUUACAUGCAUUUUUCGUAACAUUUUUGUCCAAGAUUGUAGCUGGUAUCCAUAGAAAAGAGAUUUAUCCGACAGAUAGUAUUGUCCACAUUUGGAACAGAAAGAGCCUGGUCUAUGGAACAGGAGAUCACCAACUUGAUCCCCAGGGCUAAACUAAUUCGGUCUUAAAAUAACUAAGAAAUAACGUUUUUACUGCCAUUACCCUGCCCUGCUAGGCUAGGCCUUCUUUUGCGAUUUACAUGUACCAUCACUCUGUGGUUGUCAUAGAACUCUCCAGUUGGAGAUGACCUCCUAAAAACAUUGGCUAUUAAAAUAUUGAAAUAGGUUUUCAAGUUCAGUUGUAUCUUCUUUAUUGGGCAAAAAUGUUAUAAAAUGAAGCAUGGUCUGUUGUAAUUUCGGCAGCUCAUAUAUUCCUUAUUUUCAUUACCAACACCCUACAUUUUUCAAUUUUUGUUUUAUAGAACAAAAAGUACUAUCAGGCCACUAUACAGGCUGUGAAAAAUCUUAAAGUAUCUAGAAAGAAAGUACAUAUGCUGGAUAUUGGAACAGGGACUGGACUUCUGGCUAUGAUGGCUGUGCAGAGUGGAGCAGAUAGAGCCACUGCGUGUGAGGUUAGGCAUAAAUUAACAUCAUCUUCUUUUUCUUAAAUGUAGUUUAAAGAUAAAGUUCCAGUUCACUAACAUACUGACAACAACACUAUAGAGGUUAGAAGAGAGUUUAAAAAAGUUGAAUUUCUCAUUCCAUGUUUCUUGAUGGCUGUACUUUGUACUUUGUGUUUUCUUUUUGUGCUGUUUCUGAGGGCAUAAUGAAUAUAUUUUAUUGGCCUUUGUUACAAUGCAAGUAGAUUAUUAAUAUUAUUAUUUUUUAUCAUUGCAGGCUUAAGCGACCGGUUUUUUAUAUUACUUGAUUGACGCAUGUUGUUUGAAUAAUUCUCACAAGAAAAUUUCAUUGUUCUCGACACAGGCAUUUAAACCAAUCGCCAGUGUUGCCAGUGAUAUUGUGAAAAAGAAUGGAUUUGGUGACAAGAUCUCUGUUGUUGGAAAACGAUCAACUAAGUUAGAUUUGGAGAAAGGUAGAACCUACAGUAGUAGUGUAUAGAAUAUUAGGUGUGGUUGUAACCAGUAAAUAGUGAGAAUUAAGAAGAGGAUGAGCAGGCAGAGUCUUGUGUGGUUAUUUUUACUUUCUUUUUCCAAAUUGUAGUUAAAAUUUAGGAUGAAUGCACUAUACAGGGACACAUUAAACACUGUGAAUACCAUAUUGUCAUUUUUAGAAUUUGAGCUCACUUACAUGUAUAUGGUAUAUACUGUGUUUCAAAGUAAUGAUUUACAUGUAAUAAGCUGAGCCUGCUUUAUGUUUGACCUCACACCAGUUCUACAGCUUGAUUUACUUUGCUUUAUUUAAAAAAUAACAGAUGUAGGUAGCCCAGUUAAAGCUAAUUUACUGGUGACAGAAUUAUGGGACACAGAACUCAUUGGUGAAGGAGCAUUGCCAACCCUCAGGGAUGCUUGCAAUCGUCUGCUUGAGGUUGGUAAAGCAUGUAUUUCCUUAUUAACUAUUUACAUUGUAUUGCUUGCUUCAUAUAAUCAGGCCCUUUAUAGAGGGGUCAUAACAUACCAAAAGGCUCAACAAGGCCUGGGACUUCUUUUAGAUGUGAAAGGAACAAAAAAUUAAUGCUUGUUGGAAAAUUGGAUGUCCCCACCUCUAAAGCAGAAUUGCCACCUCUGGAGAAUAGAUCUGUCCCUCACCCUCCUCCCCCCUCCCCCACCUGCAUCCACACAUAAUCACAAAUUGAUCCAUGGUCCAAAGAACAUGGGUGUGGCAUGGGAUAUUAUACAAAGUCUUACAGAAGUACAGAGUGGAUCAAAAUUCACUUUUAUGACGAAAGGAACACACCCAAAGUGAAACACUGGAUAUCAAAAAAGAUCUAUUGUAAGGUUAAAAUUAGUAUUUUCAUGUACAUCACCUGUAAAAGUUUUAGAUGUGGCUAAGUUCCACUUGACCUUACUACAGGAACCAGACCCUAUGCACUCACCUUCAGUUGUUGUAAAGGAAAAGUGACAAAAUGUUGAAACACUUGUUGUGUUACUUACUGCAUGCAUGAGCAUGCGAGGCAUUGGCAAUGUUAAAAGGGAGGCCCUGAAGGAGUUUGGGAAUGGGAAUGGGAAUUGCACAAUUUUGAAUGGGAAAAAAUGGGAUUUGAAGUGAACUGUAACUGAGACACUGAGAUCUAAAAAACAUUCACCAUCAGGCUUGGAAAAUUAAGUCACUUAAGUUAUUGGUUUUGUUUUUGUCAAUAGAAAAAGAAGUCAGGCAAAUUGUGUGUUACAAUGUAGUACGUAAAAAAUGGGAUUUAAACCCCCCUACUCCACAUUCCCCCCUUCUCUUUCAAGAACCUCAAUAAGGCAUAAUCAUUCAUAAUGGCAGAAGGCAACGUCAUUUCAAUCUGAAAUUGUCUUGAUGGAACUUGAUAUUAUUUUACUUUUUUGCAGCCAGGAUUUGUGAGUGUUCCUGCAGCAGCUUCAGUUUAUGUUCAAGUCUUUGGUAGUGAAGCUCUUUGGAAUAUGCAUCAGCUGAACCCUAAACAUGUAACUACCUUUACUUUAUAAAUAUACCUUUUGUUUGACCCCAGUAGGUGGAAGGGAAUUGUAUUGCAACGGUGUGGAAGUCUCGGGGGAGUCCUUUUGCUAUUUAAGCCAUCUAUCGCGUGAUUUCUCUCUCUUUUGCCCUUCUUAGCCAGGGUACAAAUUUUUACCCUCCCACCUCCCUUUUGGGGAUGCGUAUCCCCCUCUCCAUUCUUUGUCUUAUGACCCUCUGCCUUUGCAAAAUCUUGCUUCCCAUAACUUAGUUUUGUGAAGGCAGUAAGUGGUUGUUCUGACAAUGAAAAUGAUUUACUAUUUUUAAUUUAAAUUAAACUUAAAGUUUGUUAUGUUCAUGAUAACAGUUUUAAUUUCAAGAAGUUUUAAUUUGGGUUUGAAAAUCCACCACACUCCUUUCAAUUGUCUAGGUGUUGUCUCACCCGAUCACUUGCCAGCUGAUGACCACUGAUACUCUUUUGUACAGGAUGUUGUUUUCAUUGUGAAGAAUGAUUACAGAAGUUUUUGGCCAUGGAAAAUCACCUCUAUAUACUACAAUAGUAGGAAUUCUUAUUAUGAAUAUUGUUCUAACCUUCCAGUUGGCAUGUUUAAGCUGUAACAUUUGCCUCAUAGCUACAGAGAGAUGUACAAUUUUAUGUAGAUCAGUUUAAGCCACAUGUGGUGUUAUUUGCACAAAAACAAUAUGUUUGAUGUUUUUUUCCCCCAGAUAUCUGAGAAUCAAGAUCUCAUUUUGCCAACUGAAAUGGAACAGUGUCGUGGAACAGCAAGUGCUUUUGAUCUGCAUGUUGAUGAACUCUCUGAUAAGGAAAUCAACAUUCUGUCAGCCCCUGUUCCAGUUUUAAGGUUAAAAAUGAAUUUUUGUACUUUGUAUCUUUGAAUGUAGUUUUUCCUAUUAGCAUAAUAAUUUAUACUUAUCCUCUCACCUGAGCUACAGCACAUAGUAGCACAGCACAUUAUAAUUAUCUAAAUGAUUAUUUUCUAAGAGGUGUCAUUUCAGUCAAAAACAUGUACAAUAGAAAAGAGACGUGUGACGUCACGUUACCAUGGUAGCAAAAUGUUUGGAUCACAACAAUAAUGAGCUUAAGCAAUGACGAUGGUGACGGCAACGAGAACGGCAAAAAGGGACAGGAGUGGCAACAAGAGUUUUGAAGCAACAGUUAAUACUGAUAGUCACAUCGAACUAUCUUUCUUAGCAGUCUGAGACCAUCACCCCCCACCCCCUCCCCCAUCACUGGAAAUAUCAAUCAGGGUAAAAGGGGUUUUCCGUAACGCGUUAUGGGACCCAAAUUAUCAGCGUGAUGCGUGAUCGGGCCCAAAUUAGCCGCGUGAGGCGUGACUGUGCAUAGUAGCGUGAUGCGUGUGAUGUGUGAUUUACUAUUUUCAGAACGCCUGUCGCGUGAUUUUCUUUUGAAAUUUCUGUGAUGGUUGAUAUCAUUUGAAACUAGAAGCAGAGACAUUAAAAAUAGGUAGGUAUGACACCAAGUUCUUGCCCUCUUUUCGCGUUCCUCAGACCUCAGAUUUCCUCAGAUCAAAUGAUAAUAGGAUACUUGUAAAUGUAGUUAAUAUUUUGUUUUAUUUGUCUGUGAUGCGUGAUAGCUUAAAUAAAAUCAGCAUAUCAGCUUGAUGCGUGAUAGGACCCCCUCCCCUUUGCCACCCUGAUCAAUCUCUCAUAAAAUUUCUUUUACUUAGUAUUCUCAUAUUUAUAGCUACGUACCUUGUUGUAGGAAAUUAGCGCUUUAUUAGCCUUCGUCGCGUGCGCAGACACUCUAAACCUUCUGUUUAUAUUAAGUUAUGGUUUACGCGAUACGUGGGUCGGCUGUAACCAGGCUACGCCUCAUGAAAUUAACGUAAAUUUCCAAAAUUCGCGUUAAUUUAGAUAAAACUUAAUUUCCGCGCCAUAAAUUAAGUGGAGCGUUAUUUUCCGUGAGCUUAAUUUCCAUAAUUUGGCCCCAAAUUCUCGAAACACUUUUGAUAUUCUUGACAAGAAAGAGGAACGUUUUAAUUCCAGGUGGAGAUCCGCCAGUAUCAGUAAAACUGUGAAGAUCCCUCGAAGUGGGGAGAUUUCUUCGCGUGAUCCCUUGCUUCUGCGUUUAGGGAAAGUACCACGAUCAAAGUUUCCAUUUGGAGUUAUACGAUUAACUUUGGUCCUGUUGUCUCAACAAGUUUUGUUUCUUUGUAAACGUCGCGAAAGUCGUUUUCCAUUAAGUCGCAUUAAUUUCCAAUACCUCAAAAUUUCAUGGAGCGUUAAUUUCCUGUUAGAAGAUUCACUUUCAGUUGAAAUACCAUGUUUCAAUGUGCACUCUAUCCUUUCCUAAUCUCAGGUUUGACUUCUGUAACAACAGCGCGUCUACAAAGUCAGAUUGUAUCAACAAGGUUUCUAUACCAGACACCAAAGACAAAUCGGACAGUGAUAAAACAGAGUCCUGUUAUAGUGUUCAGGCGUCUGUUGAACACUCUGGUAUUGCUCAUGGUGUGGUAAUGUGGUGGACAUUAGAUAUGGAUGUUGAUGGCGAGAUUACCCUUACGACAGCACCGCGCUGGGCACAUCCUGAUGGCGACAACAGACAGGUUUGAAUUUUGUCAGUCAGAACUCUGUUAGAAUUGUUUCAUUAAUUUUCUGCACUAGCUGAGCCAUUUUUCAAAAAUUAUGUGGUAUUUAAGCUCUAAACCUUUUAGUUGAUGGAUGAAGUCUUAUGAAGUCACCAUGCAAAUGAAAAAUCUUCAGCAGUACUUUCACAUGUACCUGUGAUUAUUUACUUCAUUAUGCUGUGCAAACUUGUUCUGACAUUUGAGUUUGUGGAUGAAAACGUAUGGUUUUACCAUUCAAAUGAAACCUCUUCAGCGGUACUUUCACAGGGCUGGGACCAGGGACCGACCAUGCUCUUGGUGGGGAAAAAGGGCAAUACAUGUCAUUCGAUGCCAAAAAAUCAGCGAUGGAAAGGGCAAAAGGGCGGCAGAGCUUGGGGCAUGCCUUUGAUGCUGACAAUGGUAUCAUGCACUGAUUGGUCAAAUAUCUCAAAUGUUUUGACUUUUGGGAUUUCAUUCAUCAGUAAGUGCAAACAUGGGCAAAGAUUUUGAGCUUCUUUUUUCUCGUUGAAAAUGCUUCGCGCGGGAGUAGAUUCAUGCUGAAAAAUGGUGGCGACAAUAACACCAGAACUUUUUUAGAAACCUUUAAAAAGUUAAAGUAAGCUAAAGGUUAUUGGAAAUACCUUAAACUUUCAUCGCCUUAGACGUUUUAUCGCGGUUAUGACGCCACCAUCUCGCAGGCUCAGAUAUCGGUGAAAAUGUGCACUCGUGUUGACGUGAAAAAACGUUAAAAAAACGCAACCCAUAAAUAGUCAUUCUAUUGCUACAAUCUGUGGCUUGUAUAUCAUACUAGAUUGGAGAAAUAAAUGAAAUGAAAGAAAUAAACCAAUGAAGCCAGGUCAAAUUAUCACUGAAAACAGCACUUGAUUCUAUGAGCUUCGUAUUAAUGUCAACUUUCAAUAUUUAUUUCUUUACACAGUGGCGGGACCAUUGGAUGCAAGCAGUUUAUUUCUUAAAACGACCCUUGCUUAUACAAGCAGGUAACUUUGUUACAACACUUUAACGGGGUACAAAAUGAGCUGUUCAGUUAGUCUCACAGUUCUGGCAAAGUGAGUUAUCUUAGCAGUUAGGUCCAAAAAAAACUAGCUUAUCUUUCUGCAAUUGCCUACAAGUUACAAAAAAUAUGAUUUUCACAUUCAUCAAAUUAUUAGUUUUAAAAUGAUCGUUAAAGUCUAAAUAUUUACAAAGGCGCAACGCCCAUUUUUUUGUGAUCUGUUCCGUUAGAAUUAACCAUGUUGACAGGUAGAAUCCCUAAUUUUAAUUUAAAAAAAUUCAAAGCGCCAAAUUUGUUCAAUAUAUUUUCAAAAAUAGCGAGAGAAUUUUUCACAACUACUCUUAACUUUUGGACAUUUUUUUGUAUCUUACUGACAGGCGAUAAAGUAAAUAUUCAGUGUUGCCAUGAUGACUACAGCAUAUGGUUCGACGUCACACCACAGAAUCGGUAAAGUACACUAAAUGAAAAGUAUUUUGCUCUAUAAACUGUGUAACUGUUGAUCAUAAUGUUGAUUUGCCAACGUAAAAGGAUUCAAAACCAUCUGCCCUUUCUCAGAGGGAGUCAACGGAUUUCUCGUUCUGUGAGGUUCAUACAGUGUAUCAUCCUCGGAGACCCAGGGGCAGUCAGUCGGGUCGGGAGAAAGGGCGCGACGAAAGUUUUCAAGUACGGGCGAAAGAGCCCCUGGGUACCGACUCUCACCGAGCUAUUUCCAAAAAUUCAAGCGGAUGCCGGCUCCUGACUGGGCACAAAAAAUGCUUUGUAUUAUUGUGCCCAAUCGGCGAACAGUUUCUCCUGUGAUUUUUUCGUGAGUUCGUACGCGACGGCUAUUAUUUCGAUCACGGCUUGGCUGGCUCAUGUACCAAAGAAAUGCACGCAGUCAGGAAACUUUCAGGUUUAUAUAAAAUCCCCAUCUGAUUUCAAAAUACUGUCUGCCUGAAAACUAAGGACGCUUUUCCAAAAAUACAAGCUUGAGCAUACAACAGGUAUUCACGCUUGCAUCGGUCACGUCUUCCGUAAUCAAUUAGGGGAUUUUUAAAGACGGCUGACAACCACGAAAACGUCGCAUGGAAAAGGGAAUUCUCAUUUUUUCAGUUUCUAUCGUGAUUAUUCCAACUCGCUUACUUUGUCAAAUGCAUGUGAACUCUUCUGGAGCUGAAUUUUUAUCAGCCAUAUCCAAGUUCAUGAAGAAAAUGAAUUUUGUGAUUGCUUGUUUACGUCCUUCACAAAACAUGAAAUUAGGUAUUUUCGUGGGUAGUCGUGCAGUUGACGGCAAAGAAAUGUACAAAGAAGUGUGAUGCACGCGCAAAGUUGUUGUUUUGCCUUGUCAAGCUAUUGCUUCUUUGACUUUCUCGUCGCCUCCGCAUUGUUAACUUCCUAUUAUUUACGAUACAUUGUGAUGAGUCAAAAACAGAAUAUUCUCGGGGCAAAUGGAAUUGCUCCUGCUGAUACCAUCCCAAACGUUUUUUCGACUCAUCGGUAGUUCCUUCGUUUCUGCUUAGGAAAGUAGAAAAUAAAAGUCUCCUUUGCUCGCAUAAGCUUUGUGAACGAACCGGGCAAGUGUGGCAAGACAAUAGCCGUCAAGUACGAACUCACGCGAAGAACUGAGGAGAAACUGUUCGCCGAUUGGGCACAAUAAUACAAAGCUUUUUUUGGGCCCAAUCAGGAGCCGGCAUCCGCUUGAAUUUUUGGAAAUAACUCGGUGAGAGUCGGUACCUAGGGGCUCUUUCGCCCUUACUUAAAAACUUUCGUCGAACCCUUUCCCCCAACCCGACUGACUGCCCCUGGGUGUCCGAGGAUGACAGUGUAUCGAACUGUGGAGCUAAGUUUUUGUUGGGAACAUUGUAACAUGGUAAAAAACAAGAAUAAAUUAGUUCGAUGAAAAACGUUAAUUGUUUCAUUUUGAAUAUUCGUAGCGUACGUCUUCAAGCGAAUUGCGGUCGUUUCGCCUGAUCUGACGGCUUUCGCCAGGAAUUAAGUCUUUUCGCCCGAUGACGUACAACACUCUACAACAUGGUGAACAUACUUCUCUGAGGUGUUGUUUUAGUUAACCUUGGAUUCCACAUGUGCAGUCACUCUCUUUCCAUGCAUAUUCCUUGUUUCAGCCUUAGAGAACAACAAAUACACUUCGGGGGAAUCGACUUACUCUGGGCGAACAGCUAUCGCGCGAGUCGACCUUCGGGCGAAACGACCUUUUAGACUUGCCGAAUGUAGUAAACUGUUUGUGGUGUGGGUUUCAACAUCUAAUAUUUUUCGAAAACUUUAAAAGAGGCUUGCAUGGCUAUACAUAUGAAGUUAUAUAUUGUCUUUGUUCAAUAUUUUUUUAAUCCCUUUAGAAUUGCAGCAACGGUUGAUCGUCCUUUGUGCACGUGCGGUGCCCAUGUCACUUGGAGUCGACAUAGAUUUGCCAUGUUGAAUGACAGGCAAAGAAGUCGAGCAUUCAGGCAAGCACUGAAACAGGUAAAUUUACACAUACCAGAGCCUGCGUGGCAGUAGUCUGUUACACAGCCGUUUCACUGUGGGGAGGAGCGUUGUGUGACGACACUAAAAACGGCUGUGUAACAGUCAAGCGUGGCAACCACCUAGUUUCUCUCCGAACGUGGCGUAAUUUCCCGAAAAGCUGCGAGCAGUAAGAGGCAUAACAUUACACGAACUGGGGGGACUAAAAUCUCUAUCUUUGAGACUCAAACAAAAGCGUCUCCAGUUUGCUGGUCAUUGCUAUCGGGCAGGUAAAGAGAUAAUCUCAUCUCUCAUCCUCUGACGCCCAGUGGAUAGAGUGCAGUCACGUAAGCUAACAUACUUGGAAGUGAUUACUAGGGUUUCAGGACUUGACUCCAAGGGCCUGAGUACAGCGAUGGCGAACCGUGGUGUUUAGGACGAAAGCUCCAUCAAUGUCCCGUCCACUCAGGUGGUCGAAGGACGAUGAUGAUGACAUGCACAAAGGUGAAGUCUCUUGCUGCGGGCAAUCCAUACUACCCCCAUUUUUCCAUACUGCGCGACAAUAUUAGUUGACAACAUCUUUUAUCAGGAACAUUUUAUGGUGAAAAAGACUUCCGGCAGUAAAUAGCAAAACGCUGAAGGCCGUGUUAUAACUAGCCUCCCACGCAGGCGUUUUUAGGGGAGCUCGUUUUUCAUCCCUCCCCACAAACGCCUGCUCAACCAAGAACAACAUUCCUUUUUCAAGCUUAGCCAAUCACAUUGUACUUUCCAAAUUCUGGAAAGUUGACCUUGACCGCAAGGUAAUCUGAUAAUUACUCGAUCUGCAUGAAACACUGGGAAAUCUUUCUGACCUCUAAUAAAUGUUAGAUUUAGAGCGGCAAAAAUAAGAUUUAGUCAAAUUUUAGAAUACUCCGUGCACUGCAUAACCUUAGCAAAGGAAAGAAAAGAAGGAAAACGGUAACUCUAGGGUCACGUUCAGUCGUGUUUAGCCUGUCAACACUUUAUUGCACAAUUGUUGAUUGGUCACUUACCACGCAAAUAAAACAAUGGGAAAGGAAUGUUGUCUUCGGUUGAGCAGGCGUUUGUGGGGAGGGAUGAAAAACGAGCUCCCCUAAAAACGCCUGCGUGGGAGGCUAUGUUACAACUUUUUCGAAGGAAAAAAGAAAAUUCCGAAACUGAUCUUUUUUGUUUUGUUUGGUUGAAGCUUGUUGCAGAAGGAAACUCACGAUGCCUAAGCAUAAGUGACGGGUCAUUACUCCCGCUGUUGGCUGCAAAAGCUGGCUUUGAUAAGGUAGGUUUCAUGCAAAGAACAGGCCCAACGCAAUUGCAGUCAUCUUUAUGUUCCAAUUUCAACGAAGACGACCUCGCCCUCAAAAGGAACGCGUUCACUUUGCGCAACAUGUUUAAACGUUCACCUGGUAAAAAGAAAGAUGACUAUUCAGGCCCGUAUUUACAGAAAUGGGUAACAGUAAAAGCAAAGCGUAUUUUGACCAGCACUGUGAUAGCUUGUUUGGAAGCGUUUUCUACUCUGGUUCAGAGUAAGAGAAAAAUUUUCUUAUCCACUUGUCCCUCGGACAAGCACUAUAUUAAAUUUACUUGUCCAGUACCCAAGAGUUCUUAUCCAAAACGUUUUGCCAGGUUCCUAAGCCAAAUGGAGCUCGUAAAAACAAAUGAAAUGGUGGCGGUAUUGCAAAGUUAAAAGGAAUACUUAACCUUAUUUUGUCAAGUAUGAGGUUUGCUUUUAUGACUGUAAGGUAAAUUUUGAUUCUACAGUAAUUUGAAGUCAAUUUUCAACUGUUCCCGAACUUUUUCUAAUUAAAAAUCUGCUUGUCCCACGGACAAGUCAUGUCAAAGGUUUACAUGUUCGAACUAAAUUUCUACCUGUCCCGGACAAUCGGACAGAGGUUUUGGCGCACCUGGCGGUUUACGGUAUUUCGUGCCUUUUUCUUGAACUGUUAUGGAUUUGCAACGGCGUCUUAGAAUACAAACUCGAUCAUUAUAUUAUCUUUUCAGGUUAUCGCAGUGGAGUCCUCUGUGCUUUAUCAGAAGUUUCUUAGGAAGGUGUGUAUUGUAUACGCCAUUUAUUGCUAGCCUGUAGGGUCUGUGCAAUUAUUUUGGGAAGGGGACGCUGCACAAUGAGCGUCAUAUGAAGAAAUAUUGGGUAAUACCCCACCUAACAGUUUAGCUCUCACACCCUCCUGAUUCGUCAGAAGUUUUGUCUGACCACCCCCUCGCCCCUUCCACCCUCCAUUGGCACUUUCUCGUUGUACAGGAGGUUUGAUCAUCAAAUAACGUAAUAAAAGAGUUAAAAGGACAUUCAGCAGUUAAUCCACAUCACAACACAAAGCUUACUCGCAUUAACUAGGGAAUAUAUACGUCUAACCAACGAUUGUUUCGGUGUACAGUGCCAAAAAACAAAUUGGGGGUGGGGGGGGGGGGGGUCUUAACUCUGUACUCUCUAUCUUCCACCUUACUAAGACGUUUAACAUUUAUCAGUUGUUCGUAUUCAGCAUGCCCAGUUGAUAGUCACUCUCUGUGAUUAUUUCUUCCAUAUCAAUGGAUAUUUGUUUUAGCUCAACUUCCAUCAGCCUCUUGGUCGAUUUGUUUUUUUAAACUGUUUAUUUUCUUACAGUUAAUAAAUUUGAAUGGACUAGGUGAAACAAUUGAAGUUCUGGACAAAGAAGCAGCAAACCUCCAAGCUAAAGACUUAUCCACUGAUCAGGUAGAGAGAUGUCUUCCCCAUUUUGCUCCACAUGAGUUCCAUAUUUCACGCAUAGUCAGGAUUCUCAUUAAGUGCCGGCAGCCGGCUAAAAAACCGGCUACUUGGAGGUUUGAGCCGUCUACUUUUUGGGCAAAUAGAGUAAAGUUAGAGAGUGAAAGCCUGAAAUUGCCUACAGCACUCCGUUACCAAGCCGCCUACUUUAACAUCCUAGCUGUCUACUUGAAAAAUUAAUGAGAACCCUGAUAGUGUUCGAUAGGUUUUGAUUCCAUUUUGCUCAAUGCAUUUAUCCCUUUAUCAUGAACAGUUUCUUUAAAGCAUAUAGCGUACUAGACUAGAAAGGUACUUAUCUUCUUUUAACAACCCUCUUAGAAAGAGAUUUGGAGGUGCAAUGAUUUCUUAAACUGCGGUGAACCUGAGUUAGUCUCCGUUGCAAAAGCCGGCCUUAGACUUUAACUGUAGCUGCUGUUGUUGGGACUGGAACAAUGUUUCUGUUGGUUUUGUCUGGUGCUUUUUCUAAGUCUAGGUAGCCAUUCAUUUUAGACCUUAAAAGACACCUGUCACAUGUCCUAUCCACACUGUGUCACAGGGGCUAAGUCACGCCAAGGAUAUUCCUGUUUUAGGUCAAUUUUAGGCUGAAGCCAUUACUCAGUACCUUGAACCCUUGAACCAUACAGUUUCAAUGCCUGAAUAUAGUCUUAACAAAACUGGACCGUUAUUUUUAGAAUUCAAUUGAUCAGAAGAUAUAUUCUUGCUUUUCAAAAUGAUAGCAAAUAGCGUGAAGUCCUCAUAACAUCGUGUCAUGUUUGUAGGUUGAUGUCAUUUUGGGUGAACCAUUCUUUACUAGCGCAUUGUUUCCAUGGCAUAACUUAUACUUCUGGUAUGCCGCAUCGAGUGUUGCUCAAAUAACCAGACCAGGGGUGAAGAUACUGCCUCGCGGAGCAACGCUAAAGGCAUUAGCAGGUAUUUAAUGAAUUGCAUAUACAUGUAAUAGUGAUACUCGUUAUGAUAGUUAUUGUGGUAAUGAUAAAAGCAAUGAUAAUAAUUGCGAUAUAUUAUGCAAUAUGUGAUAAUUAUAAUAAAUAAAUUAUUUAAAAUUUAAUAAUUAUUAUAAUUAUGAAAAUUGAUUAUGACUGUUAUUAUGGUCUGGUCAAUUUUCAGUGGACUUUGAAGAUCUUUGGAAGUUCCAUGCUCCAGUGAAUACAGUGGAAGGAUUUGAUGUGUCUUUGUUUGACAAACUUAUUGAGGUAGUGAAUGGAUUAAAACAAUUUUUUGCUACUCUGCAUGGGUGUAGUUCACGAUUUAUAUGACGCAGUUGGUACGUUUCAUGGCUGAUAUCGUUUAAUUAAUGGUCUCCUCUUUGCGUUCUAUACAUUUCUGUUAUAGCAAUUAAAGACACGGCAAAAAACUUCCUCCAGACAUUAAGAGGCAGUCUCCCUAAAAGCGGUCCACUCGAUUUCGCGACAAAAAAUACUUUUGCUUUAUUUUUUGUCGGUGAAGAGGCUUUAGUAGGUGUAUACUAAAAUCGCUAUUUUUGUUUUCAAAUGCUUAUUCUUAGCUCUGCUACAAGCCAAAAACGAAUUGAGUCCGUCUCGGCUUCUCAGAGAGUGUUUCGAAGACUAAAAUAGAUGGAUUUUGAAAAGCGCGUUGCAAACAACCGAAUGCCCGCAAAAAAAAUCUGUUCAAUUCAGUUUUUUUAGUUAACCUUCGAUAGUUCACAGGCUAAAUAAAAAUAUCUUUGAUCAAAACGUGUUCAAGUUACAGUGGUUCAAAGAAUACCUAUUUUGCAGGCUUGAUCGAAACCUUGAAAGUAAGGAAGAUUUGAGGCAAAAUAUCUCAAAAGUUGCGGCCUAAAUCUGGUUCAAAAAUCAUAUCAAAGUAAAGUUUUAAGCUUAUUUUUUUGGUUUAUAGGCUCGGACUUGCGGGUAUCUUCUGGGAUUGCAACCAACAGUAGGUUAUAAUCUGCCAUUUUGCGUAUUUGCAUAAUUACAGGCCGUGUCAGAUGUCAUGAUUGGACAGGUUAAAAGUUCCAUAAAAUUGCCUCUUUUGACACUUGAAUUCAUCUCCGGCCUCUAAAAGAAAGUAAUUAAGCUUCUUUAAGUACUUUUGAAUCGAAUGAGAUAUACUAACAGGGAUGGUCAUGCAUGUUACUGAUUACCACGAUCAACUGGCGGGCGCCAUCGUCUUGUAACUACCUGCACUGAACAGUAAACAAUGUUUUUAAUAGAAUUCUCUAGAUCAGAAGUUGAUCCAAGCUCUCUAAGGAAUGAAACUAAAUAUCACUACCCCGGGAUACAAAACAUGUACAAGAAAGGCAACGUAGAAUUUUAAGUUCUUUCCGCAAUUUCAGAGUGAAUUUCACCGCGGUGCAUAUAAAAGUUCAUAAAUUAUUGUAAUAAUCAGGCUGUUUAAAAACGUUUGACGCACAACAAAAACAAUUAGUCAUUUACCGUUUUAUCUGUUCUCGGUAAAUAAGACGCUUACCUUUACUUUAGAUUCUUGAUGGAAGAAGUCUAUCCAGGCAGCUGAAGUUAGGCAGUUUCGUUUCAAAAUCAAAUCAUAGCGUGAUAGUGUCACGUAAUGUUAUGGUCACGUGGCUACGUAACCCGUCGUGCUCCAAAAUUUUUGUGAUAAACGAAAUUUCUGCUUCUCUCCCGAAAAAAAAAAGCCCUAAUUGAAUGAGUCUUUAAGUUGCACAAAAUGCAUAUUACACCAAGAAAUUUGUAUUGGUAAUGAAUCAUUAUUUUCACGGCAUGGACUCCGCCCUUCCAUUUUUUUUUAGGCCCGGCCCGCAUAGGAGGGGUGAGGGUGGGGGACGGUGGGAUACCAAUAUACCCGCUUUUGUCCUCAUAAGAUACCAAUAUAGCUAAAGAUUUGUAAAACGUUUGAUACCGAAUGCCUGAAAUUACCUUGAAAAAGAAUACUAUUUACCUAAAUAAGGUAUUUCAGGACUGAGACAGACCGUCCAACCCGGCUUUUUUAUUUAUCUCAGAAUCUAGUAUCAGCGUCCAAAGACAAGGAGCGAGCCGCUACGGGCGGGGUAAGGCGGCAUGCUCCCCCAGAGACGCCAUUUCUAUAGUGUUCUUAGCCUGCGUAGCAGGCCCUUGAAAGUAGUGGACGCAAGAAAGAACGGGUGUUUCCGCGUGUCUCUCUUGCGCGCCCGUUCUUUUUUGCACCCACUACCUUCAAGGGCGUGCUACGCAGGCUAUGUGUUCUGACAAGGUCCUGCCUUUGUUUAUAAUGCUCAUACAGAGCCCACUGCGCCUGUCCUCAACUCUAACGACUCUAGGAAACUGUAAAGCUUCCGAAGGUAUAUUAUCCUUAAAGCUCGCAUUUGGACCCGCUCUAUUGUACUAGGCAGAUGGGCAGGAAGGGCGUUACAUCAAGCCACGCAACAUUGUACUCUAGGACGUAACGUAAGACAGCGACGCAGAUAGCCGCAAGGUCCAUUGCACCAAUUUCCUGGGCAACCCCCCCCUGCCUCGAACCUUGUGCGAACGAACUGUUUUGAGUCUGGACCUUGUCAACCGGAUUAGAGAUCAUUUAUCUAUUUAUUUUAUUUCGCACUAAAAUUCCGUAAACCUGAAAAAAAUUGAGCCCAGAUACCUGAAAACCCAAAACCCCCGGCCAGACCUAUCUCCUUUAGAACGUCAAAAUCACGUAACCCGGAUGUCAACGAGACGUCACAUUAAAAUACUCUACAUGGAAUCUACAAGACUCCCUGUAGGUGCAUUUUUAAAGACUAUUACAUCCGUUCUUUGGAAACGUUUUUGUCCUACUAACUAUUUUGGCCUCUUAUAUGGGACAUUCUAAGUUGACAGCAUAAGGGAUUAGAGACCAGGUAGCACAGGCCACCCCACCAGGUUCCUAAUCUCAAUUGUUGCACAUGCGAUUUCACUUCUUCAAGCAACAAACUUAAAAAACAGGAAUCAAAUUUUGCUCUAAAAAUUAUGCUUUGCCAAGCCCGAGAAAUGAAUUCACAUGUGCAACAAUUACAAUUAGCGACCAGGCAGGUUGGGGCAAAAGGGUUGGUAGGUCACCUCUCUAAUCUUUAUACUGUACGUGAAUGUUAGAAUUGUACCAUAUAAGAGGCCAAAAUAGUCAAUACAAGAAACUGGUUUGAAAUGAACGGAUAAAAGAAGGUUCAAGAAAUGCACCUAAAGCCAACCUUACACCUCGUUGGCAUACUAACGUGAUUCUUGAAAACGUUUUAAAGGAAGGGAUUGAUAUAGCCUGCAAGGCGUAUUUUGCUGUGUGAUCGAUUUGAACUUUCGAUUGACCGGGAGUUGGGGGGAGUCAAAAAGUGAUUCCAAGGGAGAGGUUGCCUGCUAUCCUCAUCGGGUCGCGCGAUAAAAAAAAAAAACGCCUGGGCGAGGAUUAAUAAGGCCAGUGGUACCAUGCCGUAGAAAAUGAUUCAUUACCAAUACAAAUUUCUUGGUGUGAUACGCAUUUUGUGCAAUUUAAGGAGGAAAAACUCAUUCAAUUAGGACUUUUUUUUUUCUGGAGAGAAACAGAAAUUUCGUUUAUCACAAAGAUUUUGGCCACCGACGGGUUACGUAGCCACGUGACCAUAACAUUACGUGACACUAUCACGCUAUGAUUUGAUUUUGAAACGAAACUGCCUAACUUCAGCUGCCUGGAUAGACUUCUUCCAUCAAGAAUCUAAAGUAAAGGUAAGCGUCUUAUUUACCGAGAACAGAUAAAACGGUAAAUGACUAAUUGUUUUUGUUGUGCGUCAAACGUUUUUAAACAGCAUGAUUAUUAAAAUAAUUCAUGGACUUUUAUAUGCACCGCGGUGGAAUUCACUCUGAAAUUGCGGAAAGAACUUAAAAUUCUACGUUGCCUUUCUUGUGCAUGUUUUGUAUCCCGGGAUAGUGAUAUUUAGUUUUAUUACUUAGAGAGCUUGGAUCAACUUCUGAUCUAGAGAAUUCUAUUAAAAACAUUGUUUACUGUUCAGUGCAGGUAGUUACAAGACGAUAGCGCCCGCCAGUUGAUCGUAUUAAUCAGUAACAUGCAUGACCAUCCCUGUUAGUAUAUCUCUUUCGAUUCAAAAGUACUUAAAGAAGCUUAAUUACUUUCUUUUAGAGGCCGGAGACGAAUUCAAGUGUCAAAAGAGGCAAUUUUAUGGAACUUUUAACCUGUACAAUCAUGACAUCUGACACGGCCUGUAAUUAUGCAAAUACGCAAAAUGACAGAUUAUAAUCUACUGUUGGUUGCAAUCCCAGAAGAUACCCGCAAGGCUGAGCCUAUAAACCAAAAAAAUAAGCUUAAAACUUUUCUUUGAUAUGAUUUUUAAACCAGAUUUAGGCCGCAACUUUUGAGAUAUUUUGCCUCAAAUCUUCCUUACUUUCAAGGUUUCGAUCAAGCCUGCAAAAUAGGUAUUCCUUGAACCACUGUAACUUGAACACGUUUUGAUCAAAGAUAUUUUUAUUUAGCCUGUGAACUAUCGAAGGUUAACUAAAAAAACUGAAUCGAACAGAUUUUUUUUGCGGGCAUUCGGUUGUUUGCAACGCGCUUUUCAAAAUCCAUCAAUUUUAGUCUUCGAAACACUCUCUGAGAAGCCGAGACAGACUCAAUUCGUUUUUGGCUUGUAGCAGAGCUAAGAAUAAGAAUUUGAAAACAAAAAUAGCGAUUUUAGUAUACACCUACUAAAGCCUCUUCACCGACAAAAAAUAAAGCAAAAGUAUUUUUUGUCGCGAAAUCGAGUGGACCGCUUUUAGGGAGAGUGCCUCUUAAGGUCCUUUCUUAAACUUUGAAGAGCAGCAACGUGUGAACCUUUUUGUGGCUUGAUAUGGAGAAAAAUUCUUCCCGGGUAGAAGGUCACUCGCCCACCAGAGUUUUUGACAUUUCCUUACAAAACUUACUGAGCCGUUUACAUAAGAAACAAAACGUUGUUUCAGCUAGAAGAGUGAUCCGCUUUGCCGGGUCACGCCUUCUAAAUGGUAGGGUCACCCUCCUAACCGGACCAACUUUGGCUCUCCCAGCCGGGUCAACAAAUGUUUAUACAGGGAGGCUCCGCCUGAGGUCCAAUCUAUGUCGCUUUUAUAGACCAUUUUUCCCGAAAAAGGUGCCCCUCUCGUUUACCUUCUAUCCACAAAUUGUACCACUUUCAUACACCUUGUUUAGAACUUUACAUCCUUUGUAACUGCUGUAAAUGCAAUCACUCACAAAAAUAGAACGUUUUCUCGACUUUAUAACGCCAUAAAAUUCAUGUGUAAUCAUGUUUUGGGCCCUUUCACAGACCCAAAUGACAGAUUUCCCUACCCAUUUGUAUACUUCAACGAGUAAAAUCUCUACCCUUUCAUAUACCUGAAGCAUGAAAAAGAUACCCCUUUCGGGCGGAGCCUCCCCGUACAGGCCAUCAUAGGAAGUCCGCCCCGCCCCGCCCCUCCCCUCCGCCGCGUUGGGCUGUAUUUUCAAAACUCAAAAUGUGUUGUUAUUUAAUCUCAAAUCAACGGAUUUUUUUGUUUCAAUACAGGGUUCAAAGCUAAAAAAUGAAGGUAUUAAUAACGAAAAAAGUCAUGGAAUAGCUCUGGAGCCUCAUCAUGUUUGGGAGUACCCCUGCCGGGCGCUAACUCAAGAUUCCACCAUCAUGACUUUUGACUUCACGAGAAGUGUACCCGCCGAAAAAAUUAAGACGGAGGGGGAUAUCAAAAUACUAAGGUAACUCUGUGAAUGGCACAUGUGGGGAGAAGCUGACUCGUCUCCAGUCGUCUCUCACUCUCUCUUCCUAGUGGCGCGCGGGGCGAAGACGACUGGGGACGAGUCAGAGGAAGAAAUGUUCCAUUUGUCAGUUCUCAGUUUUUAUUUCACUGUCACGCAACGCCUGGCUGGGCCACGACUGGGCUUCGCUAUUCUUUACUCUAUUGUUGGUCCGCUACCCUGUUGUUUGUUAAGCCAGUUAUAUGGAACGGUCAUUUUGGCGCGAUUUUUGUAACAGAGCGAAGCUGCGUAGCGCCGAACGUUGAAAGUGGAACGUCGCAUAUCGGAUGGGUUUCUUCUACUCUUAUCAAGAGGGUUAUUAGUGAGGCUUCUCUAUUCCCCCUUCUUUUAUUUAUUUACUACCGUGACAUGUCUUAAAUACCUGGUGUUUUAGUUUGUGAUAGUUUAAUUGUAGUAUACAUUUGUUUCUCUUUUCUUCGGGUACUCCGAUUCCCCUCUUCUCCAAAACGAACAUUUUUCAAAUUCCAAUUCGACCAGGAAUCAAGUAGACUAAGAGCCACAAAGUGGAUUUACUACCGGCUAAAUCUUUAUUUUUUAUUUACUUAUUUAUUUAUUUAUUUAUUUAUUCAUUCAUUCAUUCAUUCUUAACAAGGCUCCUUUUUUCAGCUCCGGGACUCUUCACGGUAUUGUAAUAUGGAUGGAGUUUCAUCUCACCGAUGACAUAACCGUCACAACAGGAUUACAAAAGGUAACAUUUUUCACGCCAGUUAGUCACUCAAGUUUAAGCGAGUAGAGUAGGACAGAUCUAGGACAUUAGUAUCGGGAGAGGGGAAGCGAGGGGAGGGUAGCCAGUUCCGAAUUUUCCACGGGGUGCUUCGAAGAAAGCUAACUUCACGUUGUAGAAAAAAAUAAAUUUGACAUAUUCUUAUAUAUCUUAGAUAGUUGAUGCUACUCUUAAGGCAAAAAAUUCAAAUUGCGCUACUCUAAAAAAUAGUUAGCUGGCUCACUGCCCUUAUAUCUUCCAGCAUCUACCUGCGGUUUGGUGAAGAGUAAAGACGUUGUUCUAAUCUACUAGCCUAACCUUAACACCUACUCCCUUUCCCCACCAGACACACUCACAGACAUACCCUAAAUUCGGCUCAUGUUAGAAUCUGGCUAUAUGCUGAGCCGUUUUUCAUUUGUCUCUGCAGAGUUUUUCAAGUUUGUGUCUUGUGAAUAACACUAUUAGAUUUGUAAAAUACCAUACCUACCCCGGUAAAGUGAUUUGUCUGCAAGACCCCAUUCUGCACGCUUUGCCUGCUGACCCCCAACUCUUACACUCAGGUUCAGUUCAUUUUGUCACGCGCUAUGGAACGUAGCGCUGGCAAAGAAGUUACUUGUAAAUCUUCUUCAGCUUUGUCCAUCUGUGCCUUCUUUUGUAUUUGCCUUGUUAUUUAUACUUUCUUUUAAUGUUUGAUCGGCUAUUUUUGUCUUUCACUCAAUUUGGUGGAAGUUUGUACUGUUUGAAUUUCGAUAAAUUUCGUGGGCACUACUCCUUUAACUUUAACGUGUCAUUUUCUUUGUCAUUUUCGUUCUUAUAGAAUCAAGAAGUGAACGGCAAGUUGCAGCCAAAGUUGCGCUGGGUUCGUCAUACUAAACAAGGCGUAUAUUUCAUUCAGUCACCGCCUCGAAUUGAAGAUGAGGCUCUCAUAAAUGAAAACAUUCCCCGUGUUCGAUAUUGUGUUGGUUUUGAACCAGCUUCUGGAGAAAUAGACUUUGACUUUCAGCUCUGUGCAAGUUAAGAAAAUCACAUUGAUCUGCUCUUUGCAGGCUAUGAGCCACCCUGCCUGUCAACACAGCCUAGAGUGCCUCACACGAGAAAGACUCACAAUGAAUCGAGCAAGAUCUUUGUUGAGAACGCGCGGAAUCUACCUAGGAUAUAGUUUCGAACCCAGGCAUAAUAGCCGUGUGCUCGCUACAGGGGGCUUGGUUCCGAGCAUCGGUUUGUCAAUAAAAGGAUGCUCGCACUCGAGGAAACCAGUUUGACCAGUUUGGCGUGCGGCGACCUCACAGGUUUGACGUGAUUCAGGCAGAGCCACACGAGUCUUCUCUUCUCUUCCUCACUCAAGAAAGCAAAACGAACUUCUGCUCGCAUGGUGGCUAUGACCCUUUAAGAAAGUGUUCCGGCUGAAUUAGUUGUUUAUAUUUAAAUAUAUGAUGACAUACAAUAAAAAGAAACGUGAC